CCGAGUGUCACCAUAGUCAGUGUAGAAGUUGCAGCUCCUGAAGAACUAGAAAUCGAUUCUGUGCCUCGAAAAUCGAAAAGCUGACGGCUCCAAGUUGUCGGAUUUUACAACGUUCGUGAUUGAGGGGCGUUGAUUACGUUAGAGAAGUUUCUAGUUGUAUACCGGAGAUCACCAUGACUGACUCCAAAUACUUUACAACCACCAAGAAAGGUGAAAUAUUUGAAUUGAAGUCUGAGCUGAACAAUGACAAAAAAGAGAAGAAAAGGGAAGCUGUCAAGAAGGUGAUUGCUUCUAUGACAGUGGGGAAGGAUGUAUCCGCCCUCUUCCCUGAUGUUGUGAACUGUAUGCAAACUGAUAACCUGGAAUUGAAGAAACUAGUGUACCUUUAUUUAAUGAACUAUGCUAAAAGCCAACCUGAUAUGGCCAUCAUGGCUGUUAAUACUUUUGUGAAGGAUUGUGAAGAUCCCAAUCCAUUAAUUCGUGCUUUGGCAGUACGUACAAUGGGCUGCAUUCGUGUGGAUAAGAUCACUGAGUAUUUAUGUGAACCUUUGAGGAAAUGCUUGAAAGAUGAAGACCCUUAUGUCAGAAAGACAGCUGCUGUUUGUGUUGCCAAGUUGUACGACAUCAAUGCUCACCUUGUGGAAGACCAAGGUUUCCUUGACCAGUUGAAGGACUUGUUAUCUGAUUCUAACCCUAUGGUUGUUGCCAAUGCUGUUGCUGCUCUCUCUGAAAUCAAUGAGUCUAGUGCCAGUGGAUCUCCUCUCAUUGAAAUGAAUGCACAAACAAUCAACAAGCUGCUAACCGCCUUGAAUGAAUGCACUGAAUGGGGCCAGGUCUUCAUUCUUGAUUCAUUGGCCAACUACAGCCCCAAAGAUGAUAGAGAAGCACAGAGCAUUUGUGAACGUAUCACUCCAAGACUGGCUCAUGCCAAUGCUGCCGUUGUACUCUCAGCUGUGAAAGUGCUGAUGAAAUUCAUGGAAAUGCUGCCAGGGGAAUCUGAUUUUGUUCAGACUCUUACUAAAAAAUUGGCCCCACCCCUUGUUACCCUGUUGUCAUCAGAACCUGAGGUCCAGUAUGUUGCUUUACGGAACAUCAAUCUCAUUGUUCAGAAGAGGCCUGAUAUCUUGAAGCAUGAAAUGAAAGUAUUCUUUGUCAAAUAUAAUGACCCCAUUUAUGUAAAAUUGGAAAAGCUUGACAUCAUGAUCCGGCUUGCAUCCCAAGCUAACAUUGCUCAGGUGCUUUCUGAACUGAAGGAGUAUGCUACUGAGGUUGAUGUAGACUUUGUUCGUAAAGCUGUUCGCGCCAUUGGACGUUGUGCCAUUAAAGUUGAGCAAUCAGCUGAGCGUUGUGUCUCAACUCUACUCGAUCUCAUCCAAACCAAAGUUAACUAUGUAGUUCAAGAGGCUAUUGUUGUCAUUAAGGACAUUUUCCGCAAGUACCCCAACAAGUAUGAAAGCAUUAUCUCAACUCUGUGUGAGAAUCUUGAUACAUUGGAUGAACCAGAAGCAAGGGCAUCAAUGAUCUGGAUCAUUGGAGAAUAUGCUGAGCGUAUUGACAAUGCUGACGAGCUUCUGGAAAGCUUCUUAGAAGGCUUCCAUGAUGAGAAUACCCAAGUACAACUUCAGUUGCUGACUGCAAUUGUGAAAUUGUUCCUUAAACGCCCAUCGGAUACCCAGGAGCUUGUGCAGCAAGUCCUCAGUUUAGCAACUCAAGAUUCUGAUAACCCAGAUCUUAGAGACAGAGGUUUCAUUUACUGGCGUCUUUUGUCCACUGAUCCUGCUGCAGCUAAGGAAGUUGUGCUGGCAGAGAAACCUUUAAUAUCUGAGGAAACUGAUUUGAUUGAACCUACUCUCCUCGAUGAAUUGAUCUGUCACAUAUCGAGCUUGGCAUCAGUUUAUCACAAGCCUCCAACUGCAUUUGUUGAAGGUCGUGCGGGCCUCCGCAAAUCCUUACCUGCCAGAACGGGCUCCCAGGAGAUUUACCGGGAAAGUGCAAGUAGCGGUGGUGGUGAAGCUUCCAUUAUUCCAACACAGGAAUCAUUGAUCGGCGAUCUAUUGAGCAUGGAUAUUAGUGCCCCAACUGGAGCAGCAGCUCCGGGAGCACAGCCUGCUGGUAGUGGUCUUGAUCUUCUUGGGGGUGGUCUUGAUGGCCUAUUGGGAGGAGAUGUUGGAGGUGCUGCUGCCGCACCAGUUUCCCAAACUACAACGGGAUUGCUGGGUGACAUAUUUGGUUUUGCUGCUCCUCCUGCCAUGUAUGUUGCACCGAAAGUCAACUGGUUGCCUGCAGAAAAGGGAAAGGGAAUGGAUGUUUGGGGCACAUUCUCUCGCAAGAAUGGUCAAAUAUCCAUGGACUUUACUUUCACCAACAAAGCAAUGCAGGCCAUGGGCGGUUUUGCUGUUCAGCUAAACAAAAAUAGCUUUGGUCUAACCCCUGCUGCUCCCCUACAAGUUGUAUCUCCUCUGGCACCUGGCAUGUCUCAUGAAGCCUCUCUCACUCUUGCUACUACUGGUGCAGUACAGCGAAUGGAACCCCUUACUAACCUACAGGUUGCGAUUAAGAACAAUAUUGACAUUUUCUAUUAUGCCUGUACUGUUCCUAUGAAUGUAUAUUUUUGUGAGGAUGGUCAAAUGGAUAAGAGAGUGUUCUUGAACACAUGGAAAGAAAUUCCAGCACAAAAUGAAGUGCAAUAUACGCUGAAUGAUGUACCAUGCAAUCCAGAUACUGUGGUGUCCAAAAUGCAGCAGAACAAUGUUUUUACCAUUGCUAAGAGGAAUGUAGAGGGACAAGAUAUGCUCUAUCAAUCACUGAAGCUAACCAAUGGCAUUUGGGUAUUAAAUGAACUCAAGAUUCAACCAGGAAAUCCCAAUAUCACAUUGUCACUAAAGACAAGAGCUUUAGAUGUCGCUGGUGGUGUAUUCCAAGCAUAUGACCAAAUUCUUCAUUCUUAAAUUUUAUGGAAGUUGUUAUUUUAAAUAAUUAUUCCUGCUGUUACAUAUGUUUUAUGCAAGGUCGAACAUGUCUAAGAAUGUACAUAUUUUGUUUUUAUGGCUGGAAUUUAGUUUGAAGCCCUGCUGGGUGCUGUACCCAGUACCCCUCAUUGCAUGAACUUGAACUUUUCAUUUAGGUAGUUAAGCCUUGGAGAAACCAUUAUAAUCAACUGCUCUACUUAACCAACAUUCCCGAUGUAAUUUUUACUAGUUUAAUAAGGAAAAUACCAACAGUCAAGUUGUAAAUAAAUCUUGUGUAUGAGCAGAGAAUUUAGUAUAGAUUCUCUUUAGAGAGUCAGUGUUAAAUGGUUUGCUUCAUCAAAAUAUGUGCAGUGUUGGCUACCUAUUGUUGAUCUGUUAGAAAUAUCAAAUGAACCAUCGUUCUGAUCUUUUUUUUAUUGGUUAGUUGUGUGUCAGUUGUGUGAAUCAAAUAUCUAACGUGCUUCUUAAAUCACUAAAUUUUAUUUUUUUGUGAUAUGUAGAUGCUUGUGUAAACCUUGCCAACAAUUUUCUUGUGGGUCGUCUCAAUACCCCUGUAUUUAGUGUAAAGCUUUUAAAAUACUUCUGAAGUGUUACAAUACUCUAAACUUUUACGUAUCAGAUAUGUACUAUACCAACCUACUUGUUAUACAAAAAUUAAAAAUUGUGAAAAUAUUCUGACAAUAUAAGAUUAUCAAAUUUUUAUGAAGGUGUCAAAAGUAUUACUACGCUUGUGUGGUAAAAUGAUCACCUGUAGUUAUUUUUUUCUUGUGAUAAGAUGCUUCUAGGUAUUCCACCUGCAGUAUUAUUGUUGGUAUGAAUAAUACAUCGAGUUUCAAGUGGUGAAACAUUUUAGCAUUAUAUUGGGUUUGAUGUAUGAAUUAUCAACAUGUUGAUACCCAGUCAAUAAAAUUAUACCAAAUUUUA
Messenger RNA from Frankliniella occidentalis (western flower thrips), 3893 nucleotides. RefSeq names its product AP-1 complex subunit beta-1 (gene AP-1-2beta). Gene Ontology annotation, biological process: vesicle-mediated transport; intracellular protein transport. NCBI's taxonomy places the organism in Eukaryota, Metazoa, Arthropoda, Insecta, Thysanoptera, Thripidae. The record is from RefSeq and is a predicted model, not a curated record. The transcript is spliced from 16 exons. Gene Ontology annotation, molecular function: clathrin binding. Gene Ontology annotation, cellular component: membrane coat; clathrin adaptor complex. Bases 174 to 2948 code for a protein of 924 amino acids.